UGGGAGGAAAGAGCAGUUUAAUGAAACGGGAUUAAACUGGGGUAAAGACAUUUAUAUAAAGUGGAGUUUAACGGGUAGAAACGAUAAGUGGGUAAAUUAUCGGGCUGGUGCGGUGCAGCCCAACCUGAAUGUAACUACACUGAUGAAAAGUGCUCUUAGUUGAGAUUAAUUAAUUCUCUUAGCCAAUUCACAUGAACUCAUGGACUUCCCUGAAUUUAAGAGGAGAAACAAGAAGAAAAAGAGAUGCAGAGCCACGGACGGCUUCAGCAGACGAUUUGAAGAUGUUUACAGACUCCAGGACGAGGUUUUGGGAGAAGGAGCGUACGCGGUGGUGCAGACGUGUGUCAGUCUGAGCACGAGGAAAGAGUAUGCAGUGAAGAUUAUUGAGAAGAGGCCGGGACUGAGACGAAGUCGUGUUUUUAGAGAGGUGGAGAUUCUCUAUCAAUGCCAAGGCCACAGAAACAUUCUGGAGCUGGUAGAGUUUUUUGAAGAAGAUGACAGAUUCUACUUGGUGUUUGAGAAGCUCAGAGGAGGUUCAGUGUUGACUCACAUCCACAGAAGGCAGCGUUUUAGUGAACAGGAAGUCAGCGGUGUGGUGCAGGACAUCGCCAGCGCUUUGCACUUCCUGCACAGUAAAGGAAUGGCGCAUAGAGAUCUGAAGCCAGAGAAUAUCCUCUGUGAGUACAGUGACAGGAUGUGUCCAGCGAAGAUCUGUGAUUUUGACCUGGGCAGUGGGAUGAAGCUGAGCAGUGACAGUAACCUGAUCUCCAGUCCACAGCUACUCACUCCGUGUGGCUCGGCGGAGUACAUGGCCCCCGAGGUGGUGGAGGCGUUUAACGAGGAGGUCAGUGUUUAUGAUAAACGCUGUGAUCUGUGGAGUCUCGGCGUCGUCCUCUACAUCCUGCUCUGUGGAUCUCCUCCGUUCACGGGUCACUGCGGGACCGGGUGUGGCUGGGAUCAGGGGCAGCCAUGCCACGACUGCCAGAGCAUGCUGUUCGAGAGCAUUCAGGAAGGAAAGUACGGGUUUCCCGAGAAGGACUGGGCUCAUGUCUCUGCUGAGGCCAAAGAUCUCGUUUCCAAACUGUUAGUGCGCGACGCUAAACAGCGGCUCAGUGCGGAGCAGGUCCUGCAGCACCCAUGGGUACAGGAGCGUGCUCAAUACACAACACCCACACUACGUUCACGGGGGUCGAGUGUCCAGGACCUUACGUUCUUCGCCGCUCAGGUGGUGGCCGUGAACCGUCAGCUGGUCCAGCAGGAAGUGAAGGAGGAGUUGGAGGAGAAGGACAGGAACUCGUUUGGCGUUCGUUCCUCCCUGCUCCGCUCUGCAUCUCCGAGCUCGCUGUCGCUGUCUCUGUCUCGCCUCUCCAGAUCGCGGCUGGCUCAGCGGCGCAGGGAGAGCAGCCGUCACCUCCUCGGCCCUCUGCUCAUGGUCGGAGGUGGCACCUAACACCCCUUCAUGACCACGUCAGUGUGUUUAACACCUCGACUAUCAGUCGAUUCGGAGCAGAAUCAAACGCAUUGCUGUGGGAUUCUGUACAAAUUUAGCACUAUGGGAAAGUACAGAAACCUCAAACUGCCCCAGAAGCACGGACUUCGUAAGCUGCAGAAAUGAGCAAUAAUAAUGCUUCCUGAUGAAAUGCUCUGAAGAUUCGCUUAGCCUUAACACACACGCGCACACACACACACACAGAGAGAGCACUACAGUGGCUCUUAAUCCCAGAAAAAUAUCAGAUUGUCUCCUGGUUUAUUUAGGACACUUUCUUUUUCUUUUUCUUUUUUUUUUUUUUUAAAAACACUUUUUACACAUUUAACAACCUUUUUUCUUAAUAUUAAUAUUAAGAAAAGGAAAAAAGUGAUAUAUAUUUUUUUUCCCCUUUGGAUUGUGCUCUAAACUUUCUGACUUUGGAUUGGAUAGAGCAGAAACUAUUUUUAAAAUAUUUCAUAUUUUUUAAAUAUUUAUUUUUUUUAAAAUUAACAUUAUUUUUGCCCUUUAAUGAUUCGGAUUCUUUUGACAAAUUCACAGGCUUUUUUUCCCCGUUUGCUUUUAAACGUCCAUCCUGUUCCACAUUACUGUUUCAUUAGUAUUUUUUUUUCUCCUCUCUCUAGUCUGAUAGAAACACAAACUUUCAUCCACAGUAUCACUUUAUAAUGUUUUUCAUCUUAAGGUUCAGGUUAAGCUUAAGGACGCUGUUCCAGAUAUUUAUUUGUCGUACAGAAUUUCAUUCUUUGCCAUUUUUAUCACACUGAACACGAUAAAUGUGAAUCACACGUGAAUUUAAGCUGUAUAGCAAGACUCUUAAUUAUUUUUUGAAUUUAAAUGGUGUGUGUUCAUGCAGUUUUAUAGAGAACAUUUUUUUUUAUUAUUCUGGGAGAGACUUUUUUCCUCUUGCUUUUAUUUAUAUCUUUUUUUUUUUGGUAAGAAUUGAAUUUCAUGCUCCACUGUAUAUCUUGAUACAACAUUUAUUUAAGGGACUAAUUUAUUGUUGUAUUUAUGUAUUUUUGCGUAAAACAUGAUUUUGUGCAGUGAUGCGUUAAAUAAAGAGCAUGAACAAUUCAAA
This is a messenger RNA of Pangasianodon hypophthalmus (striped catfish), 2561 nucleotides long. Its product is annotated as MAP kinase-interacting serine/threonine-protein kinase 2. Bases 200 to 1450 code for a protein of 416 amino acids. Gene Ontology annotation, cellular component: cytoplasm; nucleus. The record is from RefSeq and is a predicted model, not a curated record. Gene Ontology annotation, molecular function: calmodulin binding; ATP binding; calcium/calmodulin-dependent protein kinase activity. The transcript is spliced from 13 exons. Lineage: Eukaryota; Metazoa; Chordata; Actinopteri; Siluriformes; Pangasiidae. Gene Ontology annotation, biological process: protein autophosphorylation; intracellular signal transduction; peptidyl-serine phosphorylation.